Messenger RNA from Saccostrea cuccullata (small rock oyster), 1497 nucleotides. Its product is annotated as tripartite motif-containing protein 2-like. The transcript has a single exon. Gene Ontology annotation, biological process: proteasome-mediated ubiquitin-dependent protein catabolic process; negative regulation of translation; protein polyubiquitination. Gene Ontology annotation, molecular function: protein binding; ubiquitin protein ligase activity; translation repressor activity. NCBI's taxonomy places the organism in Eukaryota, Metazoa, Mollusca, Bivalvia, Ostreida, Ostreidae. The record is from RefSeq and is a predicted model, not a curated record. Bases 1 to 1137 code for a protein of 378 amino acids.
AUGAAAACUAAACACGUGGCUGCUCUACAUAAACAUGAAAAAGAAAUCGAACGGAUUGCAUUUGAUGUUAAACAGAGCAUACUUGAUUUGAGGAAAAUACUUGAAACCAAUGAUGUCUCCCUAACCUCCGCAUACAAAUCAAGGAAUGCUGAAUUCAGAAGGUUACCCCCUAAGGUCAAUGUUACAUUGCCAAGUUUUUCGCCACAUCAGAUCAACAAAGAACAGCUCCAUCAAAUGUUUGGUUCUCUGUCAGCAUUAUCCAUUACAACAGAAGAACAUGGCUACACAAUGAAGACAUCAGAAGCUGUAUCCUGUCCUCCAGUCAAACCACUGCUUGAUGAACCAGAGCUCAUCACCACCAUAGACACCGGUUAUGGGCAAAUGUGCAGCGUUACCAUGCUCAAUGAUGAAGAAAUUUGGACAUGUGGGAAAGAAAAUAUUAUGAAACUCUUUAACCUGCAGGGAGAACUACUGAAGUCAAUCCAAACGAAGUCAGGGAAAAUUCCAUGUGACAUAGCAGUGACAAGGAGUGGAGAUCUAGUUUAUACCGACUCUGAUAGAAGAACUGUAAACAGAGUGAAGAAUGAACACAUAAAAAAGGUGAUAAAACUGCAAGGAUGGAGACCUUACCAUGUCUGUAGUACCUUCUCUGAUGACCUCCUGGUUACUAUGGACAGUGAUGAAGAUAAACAAUCAAAAGUUGUCCGUUACUCUGGCUCCACAGUGAAACAAACCAUUCAGCUUGAUCGUGAAGGCAAACCUCUGUAUUCGUCUGGGUACUUUAAAUACAUGUGUGAAAACAGAAACCUAGAUAUCUGUGUGGCUGAUUGUGAAGCUCAAGCUGUAGUGGUGGUUAAUCAGGCAGGAACACCCCAAUUUAAAUACACUGGUCAUCCCUCUACUACCGAGGAGGAAGAAUUCUAUCCUCAUGGAAUAACAACAGACAGCCAGAGUCAGAUCCUCAUCGCAGACUAUUAUAACCGAAGGGUCCACAUCCUAGAUCAGGAUGGACAGUUCCUCCGUUACAUUGAUAACUGUGAUCUAGAGCACCCAUGGUCUUUAUGUGUAGACACCAGAGACAACCUGUUUGUGGCCGAGAAUAUGAGUUGUAAAGUGAAGAAAAUCAAAUACGUGUAAAAAUAAAAUAUAACCAUGCAGUAACUGUGUAUUAACAUGAUUGUUUUAACAACCAAUAAGUGUAGUGAUGAUCAUAAGAAUAUUUCAAUAAACAAUGCAAUAUUAAGAUAACAAAUAUAAUCUCGAAAGUCAAAUCAAAACUUUAUUAAUCAGAAGCAGAGCAGACUCAGACCUCAAAAUCUAGUGGUUGGGUGCCGUUGAGGAGUGAUCAUCACCUGCCGACCAGUCGCACCUGCCGCAUGCUCAUUGUCAUGAUCGAAAAAAAUAUACUUGUAAAAAUCGUAGACUAUUUAGUCUAUGAAUAAUGGCCUAACAGCGAGUACUGAAAACGAUAGUCAAUGUCUUACCCAGUGAUAGGUU